AUACUACCAGCCAUGGUCAACCCCACUGUGUUCUUCGACAUCAGUGUCAGUGGCAAGCCCUUGGGCCAUGUCUCCUUCAGGAUAUUUGCAGAUAAGCUUUCAAAGACAGCAGAAAACUUUCGUGCUCUGAGCACUGGAGAGAAAGGACUUGAUUAUAAGGGUUCCUGCUUUCACAGAAUUAUUCCAGGGUUUAUGUGUCAGGGUGGUGACUUCAUGUACAAUAAUGGCACUGGUGGCAAGUCCCUCUAUGGGGAGAAAUUUGAUGAUGAGAACUUCAUCCUGAAGCAUAUACGUCCUGGCAUCUUGUCCAUGGCAAAAGCUGGACCCAACACGAAUGGCUCCCAGUUUUUCAUCUGCACUGCCAAGACUGAGUGGUUGAUUGGCAAGCAUGUGGUCUUUGGCAAGGUGAAAGAGGGCAUGAAUAUUGUGGAGGCCAUGAAGCCCUUUGGGUCCAGGAAUGGCAAGACCAGCAAGAAGAUCACCAUUGCUGAUUGUGGACAACUCUGGAUUCUGGCUGACCCCUCCAUAGAUGACCUGCUUCUGCUGGCUGUGUCCAGGGUGGCCUCCCUGAAGCCACUGGAGCAGAGGCCUGGUAUCUUCUCAGAGCAGCAGCCAACCAGGCAGCUGGAGGAAACCCCUGGUCUCUUCUGCAGCCAAAGUGCCAGGCCUGUGGCAAAGCAGGUAACCUUUGAAACGGAAUCUGAUCUGCUGUCGGCCACUGCCCAGGCCACAGUCUGCCAAAGGGACAGCCGAACGAAAGGCUCAACUUCCUCCUUCAUCAGCUCCAAGUUCCAGGACAAGAGGCAGAACCAGGUGCCACCGAGCCUGCCGCAGACACACUUGCACCCAGACUUCUGCAGCCCCUGCCCUCCCAAUGACCUUGCCUUGAAGACUCUGCAGUUCUCACCUUUGACAGCUUUCUGGGAAUUCGACCGUCCCCAGGCUGUCCUCUUCAUUGAUGCCUUUGCCACUUAA
Gorilla gorilla gorilla (western lowland gorilla) is the source of this 975-nucleotide messenger RNA. Its product is annotated as peptidyl-prolyl cis-trans isomerase A. The transcript has 5 exons. Lineage: Eukaryota; Metazoa; Chordata; Mammalia; Primates; Hominidae. Gene Ontology annotation, biological process: protein folding; protein peptidyl-prolyl isomerization. Gene Ontology annotation, molecular function: peptidyl-prolyl cis-trans isomerase activity; cyclosporin A binding. The coding region runs from base 13 to 975 and encodes 320 amino acids. The record is from RefSeq and is a predicted model, not a curated record. Gene Ontology annotation, cellular component: cytoplasm.